AUGGCUGACAAUGUUACGUUACACGACAGCCUUGCUAUCAAUAUUCCACUCAGAUCUCAUCACGAAACUGAAAUAAAAAAUGAUAGCGAACCACCUGUCUAUCAAAAUCUACAACUUAAUUUUAAUGGUGAAUGGAAGGAUCGCGGCUUUGCUAUUGUGUUCUGGAUUCAUAUUACUGUCGUCGUUGUCGUUGGUUUAGUUUUAGGCGUACCGACUCUACUUUCGAAUACGCCACAAAUUUCACUGGGUCAAGGGAAACAAAUAUCUUCUGAAUUCGCCAUUGAACCUUUUGUGUACUCAUUGAGUGGUACAGCAGCUGUCUGUGGAUCACUUUCUUUUCUCAUAAUAUUCGCUCUUCAACUCUGCGCUGGUCAACUUAUCAAAUGUUCAUUUUUUAUACUUAUUAUCAUGCAAAUUUUGAUGGCAAUGGCCUUUUAUUUCGUAGAACCACUUUUGUGCUUCAUACCAGGAGCGUUUUUAUUGAUCACUUUGAUUUAUAUAUCGUGUGUUAGAAAACGUAUCGCUUUUGCUGAAGUGCAUUUACAAGCAGGAUGUGCUGCGUUACGUAGUCACCUCUCGUUGGUAUUAGUACUACUAGUCAUGCUCAUUGUAGAAUUCAUGUGGUUUGUCUUCUGGUGUCUGAUGCUAGUGGGUGUUACAGGUGUCAUAUUUACUAAUGCAGACAAGAAUUCGACUUCUAAUAUUGGAGUAUGGUGGUAUUGGUUGAUUGGUAAAAUCGUUUUAUUUCUCUUAUUAUUAUCAUUGUAUUGGGGUGCAGUUACAUUUGGAAAUAUUAUUCAUUUCAUAACAGCAUGUACUGUUGGUGAUUGGUGGUUUACUAUUGAUGGUAGUGGAAACUACGGAAUGGUCAAUAGUAUUAAGAGAGCAUUUACGACAAACCUAGGAACGAUUUGUUUUGGAUCACUUUUUGAAACUAUAAUAAAAACUUUACGGUUUUUUGCACGUGAUGGACGUCGAAAUAAUAUAUUAACCUGCAUUAUUGACUGUAUUCUUCAAACGAUCGAAAAAUUAGUUGGCUAUCUGAAUGAAUGGGCAUUUACUUUUGCAGCACUUACUGGUGAAGGUUUUGUUCAAGCUAGUCGAAGUUUUAUAGAACUGUUUAAAAAACGUGGCUGGACGGCAAUCAUCAACGAUAGUAUUAUUGAAACUACAUUCAUGAUUAUCAAUCUUGGAAUAGGUCUCAUAACAGCUAUCACUGGUACCUGUAUUACCCAUAAUAUGAUGACUGAAUCGGCGGAAAAAAUUGGAUUUGUAGUGAUUAUAGCUUUUAUUAGUUUUUUAAUUGGUAUAUUUAUGAGUUCAAUCAUCACAACACUUUUGAAAUCAUGUGUACGUACAGUAUUUGUUUGCUUUGCUCUUCAUCCAGCAGCAUUAGGCGCGACACAUCCUGACUAUUUGCAAAAGUUAACCAAAGUUUGGCACAAGUUCUAUCCAGAAGAAUUUGCCAACAGCGGUUAUGCUAAUGAAUUUAAGGAGCCAAUCGUUUAG
Rotaria sp. Silwood2 is the source of this 1509-nucleotide messenger RNA. Lineage: Eukaryota; Metazoa; Rotifera; Eurotatoria; Philodinida; Philodinidae. The record is from the annotation of a GenBank genome assembly.